Manduca sexta (tobacco hornworm) is the source of this 2425-nucleotide messenger RNA. RefSeq names its product RNA polymerase II-associated factor 1 homolog (gene atms). Gene Ontology annotation, molecular function: RNA polymerase II complex binding; chromatin binding. The coding region runs from base 187 to 2007 and encodes 606 amino acids. The record is from RefSeq and is a predicted model, not a curated record. Gene Ontology annotation, cellular component: Cdc73/Paf1 complex. Gene Ontology annotation, biological process: transcription elongation by RNA polymerase II. The transcript is spliced from 10 exons. Lineage: Eukaryota; Metazoa; Arthropoda; Insecta; Lepidoptera; Sphingidae.
UAGCGUGAGUACAUACUAGGUACUUUGUUAUCUAUAGACAUUACAUCGUUUUGUUUAAUUGUCAUUUGUCAAUAAUUAUUGUCAAUCUUACAAAAAUUGUGUACGUUCUUGAGUGUUUGCAUAUUGUUAUUUUAAAUUUCCAUUUGUUUUGAAAUGAAGUGACGAUAUAUAGAGUAAAAUUACAAUAUGCCACCUACGGUGCAAACAAAUGAACCCGAAAGGGAGAAGCGUCCACAGAGAACAGGAGAAAGGAGGUCUGAGCUCGUAACACGCGUGAAGUACUGCAACACACUUCCAGACAUACCAUUUGAUCUGAAAUUCAUCACAUACCCGUUUCCGUCUACACGUUUCAUACAAUACAAUCCGACAUCACUAGAGAAGAAUUACCGCUAUGAAGUAUUAACAGAACACGACCUGGGUGUCCAUAUAGAUUUGAUAAAUCGUGAUAUAUACCAAGGGGAUGGUAAUGCGGUGUUGGAUCCUGCUGACGAGAAGCUUCUAGAAGAUGACGUGCUCACGCCUCAGGACUCGAAGCGGUCGCGUCAUCACGCCAAAAAUGUGUCGUGGUUGCGACGCUCGGAGUACAUCUCCACUGAGCAGACCAGAUUUCAACCUCAGACUAUGGAGAAGGUUGAAGCGAAAGUUGGUUACAAUGUCAAGAAGAUAUUCAGUGAGGAGACUCUAUACAUGGACCGUGAGAGUCAGAUUAAGGCCAUUGAAAAGACCUUUGAUGACAAUAAGAAGACCAUAGAGAAACAUUACAGCAAGCCCGGCAUCACUCCUGUGGAGGUCAUGCCAAUCUUCCCUGACUUUGACAUGUGGAAAUACCCAUGCGCCCAGGUUAUAUUUGACACUGAUCCUGCGCCAGCUGAUAAGAACUUUGCUGGACAGAUCGAAGCCAUGUCUCAGGCUAUGAUUCGUGGUGUGAUGGACGAAAGCGGUGAACAGUUUGUGGCCUACUGCCUGCCAACAGAGGAUACUAUACAGAAACGGCGACGCGAUGUGGCCGAGGGCAUUCCAUACAUGGACGGAGACACAUAUGAGUACAAGAUGGCCAGGGAGUACAACUGGAACGUCAAGAGUAAAGCUUCUAAAGGUUAUGAAGAGAAUUACUUUUUGGUGGUGCGCAACCAUACGGUGUACUACAACGAGUUGGAGACCCGCGUGCGGCUGUCGAAGCGACGCGCGCGUGCUGGUGCUGCGGCGCAGGCGCUCACGCGGCUCGUGGUGACGCACCGUCCGCUCAGCGCGCCCGAGCACCGCAUGCUGCGCCUCAGGGAGAAACAGCUCGAGCCACACCAGGAAGAGGAUGAAGAAGAGGAAGAAGACGAUGACGACGAAGAGAAGCAGAAUGGGAAGAAAGACAGGUCCAAUUCACGAUCGAAGUCCCGAUCAAAGUCACCGCAAGGCUCGGACAGGUCGAAAGGUUCGAAGUCAAGGUCGAGGUCGGGAUCGCGGGCGAGGUCAAGGUCACGCUCGAAGUCCAAGUCAAGGAGCAGGUCACGUUCCGCCUCCGGGUCUAGGAAGUCUAGAUCAAGAUCUGGUUCGGCGCAGUCUGGAUCUGCCAGAUCUGGGUCGGAGCGUUCUCGGUCCCGUUCGAAGUCCGGUUCGCGGGCAUCGUCUCGCGCGUCUUCCCGCGCUAGUUCCAGGAGUGGGAAGGGGUCGCGGGCCAGCUCCAGAAGCGGCAAAGGAUCGCGGGCCAGCUCAGCCAGUAGGGGCUCCAGGGCCAGCUCUAAGGCGAGCGAGAAGGGUUCAAGAGCCAGUUCAAAGGCGAGUUCCCGUGCCUCAUCCCGGGCGAGCAAGCGCUCAUCACGGGCCUCGUCGCGGGCUUCCCGCGCCUCUUCCAAGGCCUCCGGCUCUAAAGCGUCUUCCAGGGCCAGUUCCAGGCGGAACUCGGGUUCGGGCAGUGGAUCAGAUAGAUCUAGGAGUAGAUCUGCUAGUGGAUCUCGGCAGUCUCGAAGCGGCUCAGCGUCGAGUGCAUCGUCACGGCGCAGCGGUUCGGACUGAAGCUAUAGUUUCUGACCUGCCUUACAAAUCAUUGUUCGCGUCGUAUAACUGUACCACUCUGAAGUUAGCCUCAUACGCGCUCUUUGCAUCUUCACUAGUUUCUAGUCAAACCAGAAAUAAGAUGCCUCCCUCCAUGAUCAACAGAGGCUUCACAGAAUAUCUAACAAAAAUAUUUGCUUCCUAGAGACUCUCUUUCUCCUUUUAAAUAAAUAAAUAAAUUGAAGCAGUCGCCUCUAUGACGGUUGUUGUGUACGAUUGUUUGUAUUGACAUAGGUAAAGUGUGGUCUCCAUAAGAUUCUUGUAUCUUACAGUACUGCUCAUGACUAACUUCAAGGCGGCAAAGUUAUAUGACAUGAACUAUACACAAGUGUGACGUAUCCAAUGUAAAGUGUUAUUUUAAUAUACGCGUUACAGAUAA